AGUGCUUGGAGGAGCUGGGUUGUCUCAUUGGCUUUUACGGCAUGUCUGUCUGCCAGCCGACUGCCGCCAAGUCCCUCAAAGAGAUCGCUGUACACAUCGGAGAUCGAGACACGUCCGUCCGCAACACAGCCCUCAACACCAUGGUGACUGUCUACAACGUCUGCGGGGAGCAAGUCUACAAACUCAUCGGCAAUGUAGGUUUCACGCCGCAGUCUAUCACUCUUUAAAUCGUUAUGUGGGUGUGGUUUGUAUCUAGAAAUGUGAGGCAACACACAUACACAUUGUCACUUCCAGCACCACAUCUAUCAACAGCAUAACGGAGUUGAGGUAGAUACUUACCCAGAUACACAGGCCAUCUGACCCGCCAUCCACCAUCAGAUACAGACUUGUCAUGUUAAAACAGGGGUGUUAAAGAUGGGGCCCGCGGCCACAAGUCGAUUCAAUGUUGGUGGUUUGAGUAAAAAAUAAUAUGUAUGUAUGUGUAUAUGUUGUUGGUCCAUUACAUUUCUACAUGGCAAUUUUGAGUGCCUUGCUUUGAAAAUAACAGCACUCCUCCAGCCUGACUUAACUGUCUCUCCCUUGUAUGUUUAGAGAAGCCGUUGCCCAUGUGCAAACAAAUACAUGCCAACAUUGAUCACACUGUCCAUUUUAUGUUCCUGUGUGGAUUUUUUGUAUUCUGUUAAAUUCUUGCCAUUCAAAUUAGGGGUGUGAAUGUUAAAACGAAAUUGGGAUCCUUAACAUUCAGAAAAAUCCCUAACAGAAAAACAAUAUAUAUAUAUUUUUUAUCACAGUGCAGCUGGGCUCGCCUGCGCUUUCUCUUCACUAAUGAUGCGAGAGUGUUUCAUCUUCGGUCUGUUCCGUGUAGAAUAUCUUAGCCUAUUAAUUGAUGAUAAGCCUUCCUUUACUGAAGUUGCAGGACAUUGCAAGCCAAGAAAUCUACUGUGCCCCUCCCCUCUCUCUGUCCCUCGCUAGCUCGCUAUGAAAGAUGCAAGUGUUUUGUGUUCUUGGAAGUACUAAUCAGUCUUCUCCGUUCCAAAAAUACUGACUCUUAAGAGUCGAUUCCUAGCAGAAGAUGUUUUCUUUAUACUAAAUGUCUUGGUAAGUCACAGUAUUUAACUAACUUUAAAGUACUUUCUUAGGAGAGUGGUAUGUGCGCAAGCAGCUCGAUUAUUUGAUUGACAAUUCUGGUCGCCUAGUGAUGGACGUUAAUUCCGCUUCUGAAGUGGGACUCCUUUACAGACAAGUAAAAUGCCCGUUCAUCUCAGAAGGUUUCGUGUUGGCAUUUAAAAAGUCGUAGUGUAACCUUGCAGACAAACAUGCCGUAGGCAAGGCAUUUUCAAGGAUCUAUGACUGCGGUCGAUAUAACUUCAUUGCCUGGCCCUAGCGGUCAUAUUCGUAAUGGGACCAUUAUUCUGCAUUGUGUAUUGACAUGGAAUUUUAUGGCGGUUUAAACCUUAAGCACAAUUGUAAAUUUGUCACAUCCCUAAUUCAAAUGAUCUGCAUACAAGUGUUGGUGUCGUUUCAUCCUACUACGUGUUUGAGGGGAUCGGUUGGUGCAAGGCUCUGCACAGGUUUGUCAAUGAUUCCGCGCAGUCCGACUGCUGUGUAGUCAUUGUCGAUCUGUCCGACUGCGCAAAAUCACUGCUCUACAAUGACUACACUACAGUCGGACUGUGGAGUCUGACUGCAGUGUAGUACAUCUCAAACACGCGCUUCGUCCUCUUUAGCUGUCGGAGAAGGACAUGAGCAUGUUGGAGGAGAGGAUCAAACGCUCAGCAAAGAAGACCCCAGCCUCCACAGCCCCUACCCCCAAACAGGGGGAGGAGAAGGCUCUGCCUGCUCACUCCAAUGCCAGCCUCCUACUGAAGCCCUCCAACAGAGUGCAGCCCCCUAUAAAACUCAGGUACGCAACGUUCCCCUCAAUUAAUCUGUACCAAGAAUACUUUACUUAUAUCUCGAACUGUAUUCUCUUCACCCACCUUUUCACUUACAUUUUCUACUACCUUAUCUGACUGCGUUCCUUUAACAUUGAAAUAAAAUAAUUUCACAGAAAGAUGAAAGCUUUGAGUGGGUCAAUUUAAGUAAUACUGGCACAGACAUGAUUUCAAAUGUUUUGCUUUUUUGUCCGCCCUUAACUUAUAUUCUCCUCCCCCUUCCAGUCAGAUCCGUCUGAAUACCCUGGUCCAGUCCCAGCAGGCUGAGCCCUCCCAUGUUAUCCCUGUUGGGGAGUUCCAUCUGGACCUGGAGCUGCUGGAGCAGCUGGAGAGUGACCACACCUCUGAUGAGCUGCCUGACCUGGUGCAACACCAACUAGAUAACCUGCUGGACUCCGUUAUCAUCCCAGAGCCCAAGUAAGAGGUUACCACACAAACACACCUCUGUCAGCAUGCUGCCUGACCUAGUGCAAAAUAAACACACAGGUAUUCGGACACACCUUCAAAUGAGUGGAUUCGGCUAUUUCAGCCAGUGCCCAACCUCACUAAUGCUCCUGUGGCUGAAUGGAAGCAAGUCCCAGCAGCAAUGUUCCAACAUCAAGUGGAACGCCUUCCCAGAAGAGUGGAGGCUGUUAGAGCAGCAAAGAGGGGACCAACUCCAUAUUAAUGCCCAUGAUUUUGGAAUGAGAUGUUUGACGAGCAGGUGUCCACAUACUUUUGGUCAUGUAGUGUAGCUCAUAGCCCAGGUCUGAGUUGAUAAACUCUGCAACUCUUGCCCAAGCAAGUAACAUACCCAUUCACCCACUACAUGUCAGAGCCCAAGCACUUCAGCACUGUGCCUCUGUCGUCCUGUGCCUCAGUGAUGAUGUACUUCCUCCCCAGGCUCCGCCCAGUUCCCGCCAACUUUGAUGAGCUGCACGCAGGCCCCUCCUCCACCAUCAACCUGGUUAUCUCCCAGGUGGCCUCUGGAGAUAUUAACACUAGCAUGCAGGCCCUUGCACAGGUACACACAUAGUUAAUCUCUCUUCUACAACGCCAAUGUCCAACUCCAAAGUGUAUUAGUGUAUUUGUAUACACAGAUGUGCUAUGGUGUGUGUGUGUGCGCCUGGAUGAAGCUAUACACUCAUGAAUGCACCCACAUGCUCACCUAUCUCUCUUCUCCUCAUCCUCUCACUCACACAGUUGUAUUUCCAUUACCUUCUCUCCUCUCCCCCUGUAGAUAGACGAGGUGCUUCGUCAGGAGAGCAGGGCGGAGGUGAUGGUUGGUCACAUAGACCAGUUCCUCAUCGCUACCUCCCUCCAGCUCCGUCUGGCCCACAGCACACACAUGGCUGACACACGCCUUCCCAAGGAGGACAUCUUCAAACUCUACAGCUGUGCCAUUGGAAACAUGCUUACAGUGAGUACUGGAUGAAAGGUGUGUGUUAGGGAUGUCAUACGAUAUAAAAAUGAAUUGCAUUAAUAGCAUGAUUUGCUGUAAUUGAGAAUUCUUAAUUUGAGAAAUUGUUCAUAUUUGGCCCUAAUUAAACAUUUUCCAUUGGGUUGUAGGUACAAUAUACACUAUAUAUGCAAAAGUAUGUGGACACCCCUUCAAAUGGGUGGAUUCGGCUAUUUCAGCCACACCCGUUGCUGACGGGAAUAAAAUCGAGCACACAGCCAUGCAGUCUCCAUAGACAAACAUUGGCAGUAGAAUGGCCCGUACUGGAGAGCUCGUGACUUUCAACGUGGCACCGUCAUAGGAUGCGACCUUUCCAACAAGUCAGUUUGUCAAAUUUCUGCCCUGCUAGAGCUGCCCCGGUCAACUGUAAGUGCUGUUAUUGUUAAGUGGAAAUGUCUAGGAGCAACAACUACUCAGCCACAAAGUGGUAGGCCACACAAGCUCACAGAAUGGUACCGCCAAGUGCUGAAGACCAUAGCGCGUAAAAAUCGUCUGUCCACCGUUGCAACACACUCAGUACAGAGUUCCAAACUGCCUCUGGAAACAACGUCCUCGCAAUAGCUGUUCGUCGGCAGCCGCACACAAGCCUAAGAUCUCCAUGCGCAAUGCCAAGCAUCGGCUGGAGUGGUGUAAAGCUCACUGCCAUUGGAAUCUGGAGUGAUGAUUCACGCUUCACCAUCUGGCAGUCCGACUGACGAAUCUGGGUUUGGCGGAUGCCAGGAUAACACUUACCUGCCCGACUGCAUAGUACCAACUGCACAGAGCCCUGACCUCAACCCCAUUGAACACCUUUGGGAUGAAUUAGAACGCCGACUGCGAACCAGGCUUAAUCUCCCAACUUCAGUGCCCGACCUCAUAAUGUGCUUGUGGCUGAAUGGAAGCAAGUCCUUGCAGCAAUGUUCCAACAUCUAGUGGAAAGCCUUCCCAGAAGAGUGGAGGCUGUUAUAGCAGCAAAGGGGGUACCAGCUCCAUGUUAAUGCACAUGAUUUUGGAAUGAGAUGUUCGACGAGCAGGCGUCCACAUACAUUUGGUCAUGUAGUGUAUUUUUAUUAUAGGGGAAGAAAACUAAAACUGUAUUCUAAGACAUCUCAGCCAGAUCUGAUAGAAAAUAUCAUACAGCUAUUAUAGGUUAUCCAUGUUCUUCAACUUGUACUAGUUACAAGGUCCUACUGUACUACAAUUGGAAUCAUUUGCCUAAAGGGUUGAAGGUAGAGGAGGCCUCUCCCUCUCUUGUUGCUUGGGAGUGGAGCUCUGGUUUUGCACAAGGGGAAUUAGUGAUUUACUGAAGCCUUGCAUCACGACAGGGGUCCUGGCUGCUCUCCCUCAUCCAGCCUUCACACGUCCGCAUCGGUUAUUGCCUGCUUUUGUCUGGCCACUGUAUGGCCAAAGGCUCGCCCCAUGUUGUUUGCGUGCUGUCCUGCUGUGCUCUGUAGACCUAGUGAAGGAAAAGCUGCCGAAAAGUGCUCAACAUUUACAUUUUAGUCAUUUAGCAGACGCUCUUAUCCAGAGCGACUUACAGUUAGUGAGUGCAUACAUUAUUUUUUUAAUUUUAUGUGGGAACUCCUUCAAGACUGUUGGAAAAGCAUUCCAGGUGAAGCUGGUUGAGAGAAUGCCAAGAGAAUGCCAAGAGUGUGCAAAGCUGUCAUCAAGGCAAAGGGUGGCUAUUUGAAGAAUCUCAAAUAUAAAAUAUAUAUUUUGAUUUAACACUUUUUUUGGUUACUACAUGAUCCCAUAUGUGUUAUUUCAUAGUUUUGAUGUCUUCAUUAUUAUUCUACAAUGUAGAAAAUAGUAAAAAAUUAAGAAACCCUUGAAUGAGUAGGUGUUCUAAAACAUAAUAAAAAAAAUAUACAGUGAGGGGGAAAAAAGUAUUUGAUCCCCUGCUGAUUUUGUACGUUUGCCCACUGACAAAGACAUGAUCAGUCUAUAAUAAAUAAUGGUAGGUUUAUUUGAACAGUGAGAGACCGAAUAACAACAACAAAAUCCAGAAAAACGUGUGUCAAAAAUGUUAUAAAUUGAUUUGCAUUUUAAUGAGGGAAAUAAGUAUUUGACCCCCUCUCAAUCAGAAAGAUUUCUAGCUCCCAGGUGUCUUUUAUACAGUUAACGAGCUGAGAUUAGGAACACACUCUUAAAGGGAGUAAUCCUAAUCUCAGUUUGUUACCUGUAUAAAAGACAGCUGUCCACAGAAGCAAUCAAUCAAUCAGAUUCCAAACUCUCCACCAUGGCCAAGACCAAAGAGCUCUCCAAGGAUGUCAGGGACAAGAUUGUAGACCUACACAAGGCUGGAAUGGGCUACAAGACCAUCGCCAAGCAGCUUGGUGAGAAGGUGACAACAGUUGGUGCGACUAUUCGCAAAUGGAAGAAACACAAAAGACCUGUCGGUCUCCCUCGGCCUGGGGCUUCAUGCAAGAUCUCACCUCGUGGAGUUGCAAUGAUCAUGAGAACGGUGAGGAAUCAGCCCAGAACUACACGGGAGGAUGUCUCCCGAGUGGCGCAGUGGUCUAAGGCACUGCAUCGCAAUGCUAGCUGUGCCACUAGAGAUCCUGGUUCGAAUCCAGGCUCUGUCGUAGCCGGCCGCGACCGGGAGACCCAUGGGGCGGCACACAAUUGGCCCAGCGUCGUCCAGGGUAGGGGAGGGUAUGGCCGGCAGGGAUGUAGCUCAGAUGGUAGAGCAUGGCGUUUGCAACGGCAGGGUUGUGGGUUCGAUUCCCACGGGGGGCCAGUAUGAAAAAAAUAAAAAUGUAUGCACUCACUAACUGUAAGUCGCUCUGGAUAAGAGCGUCUGCUAAAUGACUAAAAUAUAAAACAUUUAAAAUCUUGUCAAUGAUCUCAAGGCAGCUGGGAUCAUAGUCACCAAGAAAACAUUUGGUAACACACUACGCCGUGAAGGACUGAAAUCUUGCAGUGCCUGCAAGGUCCCCCUGCUCAAGAAAGCACAUAUACAUGCCCGUCUGAAGUUUGCCAAUGAACAUCUGAAUGAUUCAGAGGAGAACUGGGUGAAAGUGUUGUGGUCAGAUGAGACCAAAAUGGAGCUCUUUGGCAUCAACUCAACUCGCCGUGUUUGGAGGAGGAGGAAUGCUGCCUAUGACCCCAAGAACACCAUCCCCACCGUCAAACAUGGAGGUGGAAACAUUACGCUUUGGGGGGGGGGGUUCUGCUAAGGGGACAGGACAACUUCACCACAUCAAAGGGACGAUGGACGGGGCCAUGUACCGUCAAAUCUUGGGUGAGAACCUCCUUCCCUCAGCCAGGGCAUUGAAAAUGGGUCGUGGAUGGAUAUUCCAGCAUGACAAUGACCCAAAACACACGGCCAAGGCAACAAAGGAGUGGCUCAAGAAGAUGCACAUUAAGGUCCUGGAGUGGCCUAGCCAGUCUCCAGACCUUAAUCCCAUAGAAAAUCUGUGGAGGGAGCUGAAGGUUCGAGUUGCCAAACGUCAGCCUUGAAACCUUAAUGACUUGGAGAAGAUCUGCAAAGAGGAGUGGGACAAAAUCCCUCCUGAGAUGUGUGCAAACCUGGUGGCCAACUACAAGAAACGUCUGACCUCUGAUUGUCAACAAGGGUUUUGCCACCAAGUACUAAGUCAUGUUUUGCAGAGGGGUCAAAUACUUAUUUCCCUCAUUACAAUGCAAAUAGAUUUAUAACAUUUUUGACAUGCGUUUUUCUGGAUUUUUUUGUUGUUAUUCUGUCUCUCACUGUUCAAAUAAACCUACGAUUAAAAUUAUAGACUGAUCAUGUCUUUGUCAGUGGGCAAAUGUACAAACUCAGCAGGGGAUCAAAUACUUUUUUCCCUCACUGUAUUUCUCAAAGCUAAGGAUCCGGAUCACGUUCUGCGCAUGUGUUAUUACGUAGCUGCUGCACACACUCCCACUCCCUUUGUUUCUCUUUACUCACCCUCUUCUGAACCAUGAUGGUGUAGCCUAUAUGUAUGUCUCUGCCUCGUAUUUCUGAACAGUUGAAAUAAAAACCUUGUGGCGAUUUGAACAAGCAUUCCAAUAUAUAGAUGGAUAGAUCGAUUAUAUUAUGAAGGCUAUACAACCAGUCUGUUGUAAUGGAUAUUGCCGUUGCACAAGCAGGACACUGUCCCUACACAUUGCAUUGGAGCAAAAACAGUCAAUCAACUCCAAUUUUGUUUGUCACAUACACAUGUUUAGCAGAUGUCAUUGCAGGUGUAGUGAAAUGCUUUUUUUGUGGUGUAGGCUAAUCUUUAUAGUUGCUGCCAUAUCGUAGCCACUAGCCAGAGUUCCUGAAAAAUGAACACUACUACUUUGACUGCAUGUCUGCCUCCUGCUAGUCAAUGGUUGCAAUGAUGAUAAAAAAAUAAAAUUAAAUCGCUAAUUAUACUGUGUGUCUGUGUCUCGCUUAUGUUUGAUAUCCUGCCUAGAUAACUGCAUGUAACGCCCCACUUGAGUUUUGCAACUGCGUUUUAACCACACACGGGCCCUACUAUCUGCUAUUUCGCUUCUCAAUGAUCAUGCAAGUCCCACACGAGUAGGCUACCUAGCUGUUCCGCCUCUGGGCAGCCGAACAUGUAUCCGGACCUAUAACCAGUCUGACAAUGGGCAAGUUUGUUUUGCAUAGCCCUGUGCACUAUUAUUCCCUAUGUCGUUUGUCACCUACUGCUUUAACCUGCCUACUAUUUGUGAUGAUUAUCUUAAUAGUAUGCUGCCAUAUCAUAACGAGAGUUGCUGAAAAAAGAACGAGCCAAUGCUUGCAAUGAUGAGAAAAUAACAUUGCAUCGCUAUUUUGACUGCCUAUCUGUUUUGCUUGUUUGAUAUGCUUGCCUAAAUAUCUACAUGUAACUCAGCAGCUAAGAAGAACAUAAUCGCUAGACUGCCUGUGUGUCGUGCUUAUGUUUGCAAUACUCGGGUUAAAGGUCUCCAUCACUGCAAUGGAUUUCUGUCAUGGAUUCUGGAAGUUGUUUUUGAGACCAGUGUAGAUCUGCAAUGAAAAUCUCAGGGGGGGGUGGUGGCUGGUUUGACAGCCUAAUACCGAAGCAUGACUGUUUAUUCCCGAAGUCAAUGUGCGGGGGCACCGGUUAGUCGAUGUAAUUGAAGUAAUAUGUACAUGUGGGUAGAGUUAAAGUUACUAUGCAUAGAUAAUAAACAGAGUAGCAGCAGCGUAAAAGAUGGGGUGGGGGGGACAAUGCAAAUAGUCUGGGUAGCCAUGAUUAUGGCUUGAGGGUAGAAGCUGUUAAAAAUCAGUUUGGACCUAGACAUGGCGCUUCGGUACCGCUUGCUGUGCGGUAGCAGAGAGAACAGUCUAUGACUAGGGUGGCUGGAGUCUGACAAUUUUUAGGGCCUUCCUCUGACACCGCCUGGUAUAGAGGUCCUGGAUGGCAGGAAGCUUGGCCCCAGUGAUGUACUGGGCCGUACGCACUACCCUCUGUAGUGCCUUGCGGUCGGAGGCCGAGCAGUUGCCAUACCAGGCGGUGAUGCAACCAGUCAGGAUGCUCUCGCUGGUGCAGCUAUAUAACUUUUUGAGGAUCUUUGACCCAUGCCAAGUCUCCUGAGGGGGAAUAGGCUUUGUCAUGCCCUCUUCAUGACUGUCUUGGUGUGUUUGGACCAUGAUAGUUUGUUGGUGAUGUGGACACCAAGGAACUUGAAGCUCUCAACCAGUUCCACUACAGCCCCGUCGAUGAGAAUGGGGGCAUGCUCAGUCCUCUUUUUUUCCUGUAGUCCACAAUCAUCUCCUUUUUCUUGAUCACGUUGAGGAGAGGUUGUUAUCCUGGCACCACACGGCCAGGUCUCUGACCUCCUCCCUAUAGGCUGUCUCAUCGUUGUCUGUGAUCAGGCCUCCCACAGUUGUCGUCGGCAAACUUAAUGAUGGUGUUGGAGUCGUGCCUGGCCAUGCAGUCAUGGAUGAACGGGAGGGGACUGAGCACGCACCCCUGAGGGGCCCCCGUGUUGAGGAUCAGCGUAUCAGUAUUGUUACCUACCCUAUAGUAGAAUAGUUUACCUACUUACCUAGUCAGCUUGUGUGUUCUAUGCAAGAUAAAUAAUCCUCUAGAGGCGCAUUCAAGUUGCGAGAGCCAUGGGGAGGGAAACGUAUUCUGACAAGCAGGGGAAACAAAUCGUAAUGCAUUCGUGGGAAAACACUUCAAAGCAGUUUGGACUUUUGUUAAAAAGAGGGAGGUCCCAGUUUUCCAUUGCUGACUUAUUUAUUUACUCCUUCAAUUGUGCGAGUGGCAUUGUUUUACGAAUGCAGUUAGAAUUGGAGUUUCAUGCAUGGUUUAGACUUAGAGAUUGUAGUUGAGUGGGCAGCAGUUAUGUACGGGAAAAAAAUCCUGCACAUGCAGAGAAAUCUCUCAUUAGCUAUGGCAAGAAAAUCCGGAACUGCAGCCACUUAUUUUUAUUAAACUGCAACAUAGAUAGCCAUGAAUUUCACAAACAUGGUUGUAGCUAUUUAAAUCAUUGCCCAUUCCUGUUUUUUGUUUUGUUUAGUUCAUCUUUAAGAUUUAGAAAUUGGUCUGUUUAGGUCUUUCACAUAGACUUAAAGCGAUUGUAGUUGAGUAAUUUGGACUGUGUUCAGCCACACAGUACACUGCUUUUAAGAUGAAUGAGAGUAAGACUAAAACAACUUAUUCACACCUUAUUUCCAUCAGGGGCUGUUAAUAUAAUAGUGUACAUUAUACCUUAUCUCCCUAGUUGUUUGGUGUGGCACGGCUGGCGAGGGAAGCCUCCAUGGGGGUGCUAAAGGACCUGGUCCAGGGUCUGGUGACAGUUCUGCUGGACCCCCGGAUAGAGGAGAGCCAGGAGGGACAACAGCUCAUCCGCUCUGUUAACAUGCUGCUGAGACGACUCUUCGAGGGCUCAGACCAGACCAACAUACUCAGGUGUGUGUGUAUGUGUCAGUGGAGGAAGGGGAGGACAAUCAUACUCGGUGAAUUUCAUAAAAAUAGUGAAACAUUAAAGGUAUCCUUUUUAGUUAAAACGACUAAAUAUAUUCACGUCAACAAAUAACUGAUUUAAAAAAACUGUUUUGCAAUGACGGUCUACAGUAGCCUCAACAGCACCCUCUAGGGUAGCACCAUGGUGUAGCUGGAGGACAGAUAGUUUCCGUCCUCUGGGUACAUUGACUUCAAUACAAAACCUAGGAGGCUCAUGGUUCUCACACUCUUCCAUAGACUUACACAGUGAUUUAUGACGACUUCCGGAGGAUGUCCUCCAACCUCAGAGCUCUUGCCGUAUGAACUGACAUGUUGUCCAUCCAAUCAAAUGAUCAGAGAAUGAAUCUAAACUCAGCAGAAAAAGAAACGACCCUGUCUUUCAAAGAUGAUUUGUAAAAAUCCAAAUAACUUCACAGAUCUUCUUCAUUGUAAAGGGUUUAAACACUGUUUCCCAUGCUUGUUCAAUGAACCAUAAACAAUUAAUGAACAUGCACCUGUGGAACGGUCAUUAAGACACUAACAGCUUACAGACGGUAGGCAAUUAAGGUCAGAGUUAUGAAAACUUAGGACACUAAAGAGGCCUUUCUACUGACUCUGAAAAACACCAAAAAAAAGAUGCCCAGGGUCCCUGCUCAUCUGCGUGAACGUGCCUUAGGCAUGCUGCAAGGAGGCAUGUGGACUGCAGAUGUGGCCAGGGCAAUAAAUGGCAAUGUCCGUACUGUGAGAUGCCUAAGACAGCACUACAGAGAGACAGGACGGACAGCUGAUUGUCCUCACCGUGACAGACCACGUGUAACACCUGCACAGGAUGGGUACAUCCGAACAUCACACCUGCGGGACAGGUACAGGAUGGCAACAACAACUGCCCGAGUUACACCAGGAAUGCACAAUCCCUCCAUCAGUGCUCAGACUGUCGGCAAUAGGCUGAGCGAGGCUGGACUGAGGGCUUUUAGGCCUGUUGUAAGGCAGGUCCUCACCAGACAUCACCGGCAACAACGUCGCCUAUGGGCACAAACCCACCGUCACUGGACCAGACAGGACUGGCAAAAAGUGCUCUUCACAGACGAGUCGCGGUUUUGUCUCAACGGGGGUGAUGGUCGGAUUCGCGUUUAUCGUCGAAGGAAUGAGCGGGAUCGAUUUGGAGGUGGAGGGUCCGUCAUGGUCUGGGGCGGUGUAUCAUCCUGAUAUGACCCUCCAGCGUGACAAUGCCACCAGCCAUAUUGCUCGUUCUGUGUGUGAUUUCCUGCAAGACAGGAAUGUCAGUGUUCUGCCAUGGCCAGCGAAGAGCCCUGAUCUCAAUCCCAUUGAGCGCAUUUUUGGACCUGUUGGAUCGGAGGGUGAGUGCUAGGGCCAUUCCCCCCAGAAAUGUCAGGGAACUUGCAGAUGCCUUGGUGGAAGAGUGGUGUAGCAUCUUACAGCAAGAACUGGCAAAUCUGGUGCAGUCCAUGAGGAGGAGAUGCACUGCAGUACUUAAUGCAGCUGGUGGCCACACCAGAUACCCCCCCCCCCCCCCUUUGUUCAGUGACACAUUAUUCAAUUUCUGUGGAACUUGUUCAGUUUAUGUCUGUUGAAUCUUGUUAUGUUCAUACAAAUAUUUACACAUGUUAAGUUUGCUGAAAAUAAACUAAUUUGACAGAGAGGACGUUUCUGUUUAGUACUAAAAGCAUAAGCUACAGCGAGACAAUAGUUGAACAGUUUUUAACAAAUUAAUUUCUUCAAAUAUUAAGGACAAGCAGCAGCAAGAGCUAGCUAUAUAUAUAUAUAUAUAUUUUCCUUCGUUCAUUUGGCCUACUCAACAACCUGACUCUGAGAGGAAUGAUAUACAGUACCAGUCAAAAGUUUGGACAGGGUUUUUCUUUAUUUUUACUAUUUUCUACAUUGUAGAAUAAUAGUGAAGACAUCAAAACUAUGAAAUAACACAUUGAAUCAUGUAGUAACCAAAAAAGUGUUAAACAAAUCAAAAUAUAUUUUAUAUUUGAGAUUCUUCAAAUAGCCACCCCUUGCCUUGAUGACAGCUUUGCACACUCUUGGCAUUCUCUCAACCAGCUUCAUGAGGUAGUCUCCUGGAAUGCAUUUCAAUUUACAGGUGUGCCUUCUUAAAAGUUAAUUUGUGGAAUUUCUUUCCUCCUUUAUGUGUUUGAGCCAAUCAGUUGUGUUGUGACAAGGUAGGGGUGGUAUACAGAAGAUUGCCCUAUUUGGUAAAAGACCAAGUCCAUAUUAUGGCUUGAACAGCUCAAAUAAGCAAAGAUAAACGUCAGUCCAUCAUUACUUUAAGACAUGAAGGUCAGUCAAUCUGGAACAUUUCAAGAACUUUGAAAGUUUCUUCAAGUGCAGUCGCAAAAACCAUCAAGCGCUAUGAUGAAACUGGCUCUCAUGAGGACCACCACAGGAAAGGAAGACCCAGAGUUACCUCUGCUGCAGACGAUAAGUUCAUUAGUUACCAGCCUCAGAAAUUGCAGCCCAAAUAAUGCUUCAGAGUUCAAGUAACAGACACAACUCAACAUCAACUGUUUAGAGGAGACUGCGUGAAUCAGGCCUUCAUGGUCGAAUUGCUGCAAAGAAACCACUACUAAAGGACACCAAUAAGAAGACGCUUGGGCCUUGAAACACGAGCAAUGAACCUUAGACCGGUGGAAAUCUGUCCUUUUGGUCUGAUGAGUCUUGAUUUUUGGUUCCAACCGCCGUGUCUUUGUUAUACGCAGAGUAGGUGAACGGAUAAUCUCAGAAUGUGUGGUUCCCACCGUGAAGCAUGGAGGAGGUGGUGUGGGGGUGCUUUGCUGGUGACACUGUCUCUGAUUUAUUUAGAAUUCAAGGCACACUUAACCAGCAUGGCUACCACAGCAUUCUGCAGCGAUACGCCAUCCCAUCUGGUUUGCGCUUAGUGGGACUAUCAUUUGUUUUUCAACAGGACAAUGACCCAGCACACCUCCAGGCUGUGUAAGGGCUAUUUAACCAAGAAGGAGAGCAAUGGAGUGCCACAUCAGAUGACCUGGCCUCCACAAUCACCCAACCUCAACCCAAUUGAGAUGGUUUGAGAUGAGUUGGACUGCAGAGUGAAGGAAAAGCAGCCAACAAGUGCUCAGCAUAUGUGAGAACUCCUUCAAGACUGUUGGAAAAGCAUGGUUUAGAGAAUUCCAAUAAUUUUUUAAGCUGUCAUCAAGGCAAAGGGUGGCUACUUUGAAUAAUCUAAAAUCUAAAAUAUAUUUUGAUUUGUUUAACACUUUUUUAGUUACUACAUGAGUCCAUGUGUUAUUUAAUAGUUUUGAUGUCCUCACUAUUAUUCUACAAAAAUAAAGAAAAACCCUUGAAUGAGUAGGUGUUUCCGAACUUUUGACUGGUACUGCAUAUGUUAGCUUGCUAUCAAGCACUGUAACUUCCAAGUCAAGGUAAGCUUCCGGUUGUAUUAAUUAUUGUCACCGGGGCUGGCCAGUGUAACUGCUAAACUACACAGAUUGGAUUGUGGGUUUACUAACACGUUUAGUUCUAGUUUGUUGGCUAACAAUAUGGUGACAACAAUUUAGGCUGGUUAGCCAUUAUGAUAUGAAGGUUUGGCUUGGAUAGGUUUUUGCGACUGGUCAGACGGUUGAUUUUAGAUUUGUUGUGUUGUGCACUGAAGUCCACAAGUGAAGGGAAAAGGUGAGGAGGAAAGCGCGUAGAUGCAAGAAGUAAUUAUACAAUAAGCAAAGUGAUAAUGCUGGAUGUGGCUGCUAUGGAAGUGAACUAUGUGUGCGGGUGAUCAGAGCUAAACGGAAGCAAACAAAAUGUGGAGGGACCUUACCUGAAUUUGUCCAAUAGAAACUCUUGUUUUGCAACUGUUUGAACAAAUGAUUACACCUCAGAUCAGCUAGAUGCAGGCAAGCGUGUUUACAUUUACAUUUUAGUCAUUUAGCAGACGCUCUUAUCCAGAGCGACUUACAGUUAGUGAAUACAUAUAUUAUUAUUUUUUUAUACUGGCCCCCCGUGGGAAUUGAACCCACAACCCUGGCGUUGCAAACGCCAUGCUCUAUCAACUGAGCUACAUCCCUGCCGGCCAUUCCCUCCCCUACCCUGGACGACGCUGGGCCAAUUGUGCGCCGCCCAUGAGUCUCCCGGUCGCGGCCGGCUGCGACAGAGCCUGGAUUCGAACCAGGAUCUCUAGUGGCACAGUUAGCACUGCGAUGCAGUGCCUUAGACCACUGUGCCACUUCAAGGCGGUAUUGAAUGUGUCACUGUCGGUCACCUUGACUACACCAAUUUGUCUCUCGACCUGUGAACCUACGUUAUAAAAUUUCAUUUGUAGGCUAGGUUGUAGCAAUCUCUUGAUUGGUUUAGGGCAAAUUUGAGAAUGAUGUAGUAGCCUAAACCUAUCGCUGUUACUUUGAGCUGGGUGAAUCGAAUAUGAAUGACAGUCAUCCAAUAUGCUGUAAUGGAAAUAAGGCCAUGGUCCCCCCAAAAAAAAAUAGUCUCCCUAAUCUUGAACGGCACCAAAUGCUCUGUGUGUACUGUACGCUGGAGAAAGCAGACCUGUAAGCAUCAAAUAAUUGUAUUAGUUUAUUCAUUUGUAUGAUGUAGAAUUGGAGAGGACUGAUCAGAUGGUCUUCUAGCAGGUACUGUUAUGUUUAUUAAUGUGCUGUCACCGCUUUUUCUCCAGUGCUCUUCUGGUGCUACUGCAGGACAGCCUCCUGUCCUCCGCUUGCUCCCCCAAAUUCUCUGAACUCAUCAUGAAGGUAAAAAUGUUUGGUCCAAUUUGUGAAAAACUGUAUUUAAUUUUUUGUCCACUGUCCUGUGUUUCAAGUUAUUGUCACGUGCACUAGUACAUUGAAAUGCCUUUCUUGCUUGCUCUUUCCCAACAAUGCAGUAAUCAAAUAUCAGUAGUACUAUAAAAAAUUAAGUCAAGUAGAACAAAAACACAGGGUCAGUUCCAGGGUCAGUGCCAAUACCGUAUUUACAAUGUGCAGGGAUACUGGAGUGGUAGGGUAGAUAUGUAUAGGGGUAAGGUGACUGGGCAUCAGGGUAUACGCUGUGUGUACAAAACAUUAAGAACACCUGCUCUUCCCAUGACAUGGUUUUCACCUGGUCAGUCUAUGAUCCCUUAUUGAUGUCACUUGUUAAAUCCGCUUCAAUCAGUGUAGCUGAAGGGGAGGAGACAGGUUAAAGAACGAUUUUUAACCCUUGAGACAUGGAUUGUGUAUGUGUGCCAUUGAGGGUGAAUGGGAAAGACAAAAUAUUUAAGUACCUUUUGAAUAGGGUGUGGUAGUAGGUGCCAGGCGCACUGGUUUGAGUGUCAAGAACUGCAACGCAGCUGGGUUUUUCACGCUCAACAAUUUCCAUGUGUAUCAAGAAUGGUCCACCACCCAAAGGACAUCCAGCCAACUUGACUCAACUGUGGGAAGCGUUGGAGUCAACAUGGGCCAGCAUCCCUGUGGUCCUCUGUAGCUCAGCUGGUAGAGCACGGCGCUUGUAACGCUAAGGUAGUGGGUUCGAUCCCCGGGACCACCCAUACACAAAAAAUGUAUGCACGCAUGACUGUAAGUCGCUUUGGAUAAAAGCGUCUGCUAAAUGGCAUAUUAUUAUUAUUAUUAUUACUGUGGAAUGCUUUCGACACCUUGCAGAGUCAUGACCUGACAAAUUGAGGCUUUUCUGAGGGCAAAAGGGGUGUGUGUGUGGGGAGGGGUUGCGCGCACAACUCAAUUCAGUGUUAGGAAGGUGUUAUUAAUGUUUUGUAUACUCAGUGUAUGAUAAACAGAGUAGCAGCAGUGUAUAUGAUGAUUGUAUGUCAGUGUGUGCGUGCGUGUUGUGUCAGUAUGAAUGUGUGUGUGUGAGCAAAUUAAGUGUGUGUGUGUAGAGUGUGCAUGGAGUGUGUGUGUGUGUGUGUGUGCGCAAAAAGUGCAAAAGUUAAAUGGAAAGGUCAAUGCAGAUGUCAAUGUAGCCAUUUUGUUAGCUAUUUAGCAGUCUUAUGGCUUGAGGAUAGAAGCUGUUCAGGGGUCUAUUGGUGUCAGACUUGAUUCUCCGGUACCGCUUGCUGUGUGGAAGCUGAGAGAACAGGCUAUGGCUUGGGUGGCUGGAGUCUUUAACAAUUUUCUGGGCCUUCCUUUCACACCUCCUGAUAUAGAGGUCCUGGAUGGCAGGGAGGUCAGUCCCAGUGAUGUACUUGGUGGUGCGGACAGCCCAGCACAUCACUGGGGCCGAGCUCCCUGCCAUCAAGGACCUGUGUAUGUAAUCUAAACCUCUCUCUCUCUCUGUGUGUAGUGUCUGUGGCGUAUGAUCAGGUUCCUGCCUGAUACCAUAAACCGUCUUAAUCUGGACAAGAUCCUGCUGGAUGUGCACAACUUCAUGAAGCUCUUCCCCAAAGACCGCCUACGGCAGCUCAAGACUGACACGCCCCACCGCACGCUCAAAACUCUGCUACACACACUCUGCCGCCUGGCAGGGCCCACGGUGGGAACACACACACACCAUUAGAUUCCCCUUUGCAUCCUCAUACACUCUCUAUCUAUCUAUCUAAAAGUAUGUGGACACCCUUUCAAAUGACUGGAUUCGGCUAUUUCAGCCACACCUGUUGCUGACAGGUGUAUAAAAUCGAGCACAUGGCCAUGCAAUCUCCAUAGACAAACAUUGGCAGUAGAAUGGCCUUACUGAAGAGCUCCGUGACUUUCAAUGUGGCACCGUCAUAGAAUGCCACCUUUCCAACAAGUCAGUUCAUCAAAUUUCUGCCCAGCUAGAGCUGCCCCGGUCAACUGUAAGUGCUGCCGUUGUGAAGUAUAAACGUCUAGGUGCAACAACUGCUCAGCUGCAAAGUGGCAGGCCACACAAGCUCACAGAACAGAAACGCUGAAGCGCGUAGCGCAUAAAAAUCGUCUGUCCUCGGUUGCAACACUCUCUACCGAGUUCCAAACUGCCUCUGGAAGCAACGUCAGCACAAUAACUGUUCGUCGGGAGCUUAAUGAAAUGGGUUUCCAUGGCCAAGCAGCAGCACACAAGCCUAAGAUCACCAUGUGCAAUGCCAAGUGUUGGCUGGAGUGGUGUAAAGCUUGCCGCCGUUGGACUGUGGAGCAGUGGAAACGCGUUCUCUGGAGUGAUGAAUCGCGCUUCAUCAUCUGGCAGUCCGACGAACAAAUAUGUGUUUGGCGGAUGCCAAGAGAACGCAAACUGCCCCAAUGCAUAGUGCCAACAGUGUUUUUCAUGGUUCGGGCUAGUUCCAGUGACGUGAAAUCUUAACACUACAGCAUACAUUGACAAUCUAGACAAUUCUGUGCGUCCAACUUUGUGGCAACAGUUUGGGGAAGGCCAUUUCCUGUUUCAGCAUGACAAUGCUUCUGGGCACAAAGCGAGGUCCAUACAGAAAUGGUUUGUCAAGAUUGGUGCGGAAGAAUUUGACUGGCCUGCAUAGAGCCCUUACCGCAACUCCAUUGAACACCUUUGGGAUAAAUUGGAACGCCGACUGCGAACCAGGCCUAAUCGCCCGUCAGUGCCCGACCUCACUAAUGCUCCUGUGGCUGAAUGGAAACAAGUCCCCGCAGCAAUAUUCCAACAUCUAGUGGAAAGCCUUCCCAGAAGAGUGGAGACUGUUAUAGGAAAAAAGGGGGUACCAACGCCAUAUUAAUGCCCAUGAUUUUGGAAUGAGAUGUUCGACGAGCAGGUGUCCACAUACUUUUGGUCAUGUAGUGUAAUUUGCUUAUUUAAACACCAUUGGAUUCUCCUUUGCUCCUCAUAAUUUGCUUAUUUUAUAUUUCUGUGCCUUACACCCAACCACACUGGGCGUGUUGCGAGCGUUGCAAAAUAAUUUAACGUGUACAUGUUAUUCAUUACAUGUACACUGCUUGCGCGUGUCAACGACCGUCAGUUGCAAAAUGCUAAAAUAGAACUUGGUUCUAUUUGAGACACUCGGCACAGCCUGUUCCAUCUACUCAUUGGUUUUCACGUUGGGGCUUGGAAGAUGACCGAGGAGAGAUUUAUCAAAGAUAACAAACUAGGUUUCCCCUUUUAUCUGUGGCUUAAUCGUCAGAUUAGAGAAACGCAUGAUUUUGUAUGACUCUGGGUCAAAGUAUACAAAGAUCCGGCCACCAAAAAAAGGACCAUAUGCAUUUCAGGUAAAAUAACACCCCACUGUUAAUUUCCCAGGACACAAACUAGCUAGCUAAAUGUCCAUUAACGUUUCAUGUGUUUCUCCAGCUGCCCCCAAAUUAAUAUAAUUGAUUCACAGUUGGUGUAGAUAUUUUAACCUCUGUAUCAUUAUCACGUCUGGUGUGGGUGGACAAAAUCAACAUAAACAUGAUGGUGCACACGCAGCCAGUUUACUCAGGUUGUUGGCUUUCAUGACAGACCCAUUAUGUCAUGAUUAUAUGCAUGUUCACUGACUUGGCGUGAUACAUUUACUAAAACUUGAUUUAAACAUUAAUCCCAAUAGUUUUUGUUUGUUUUGAGUAUUUGUCUUUUCCACAAACAGAUCCUGGAUCACCUGUCACUUAUCGAGGACAAGAGUGAGUCUGAGUUGGAGGCUCAUCUGAAGAAGGUUGUCAAGUCUGCCAAGACGGAAAGAGAGACUGCACACACGGUACACUCCUACACAUCUAGUUUGUUCACAGGGGCUCUGUUUCCCUCAUGACAGAAAUGGUUCUACAUUUCCAUCAAAGACACUCAAUGCUGCUUGUUACUGAGUAUAAAGCCUCAUUAUAUAUUAUAUCUGUUGUCUCCUAAAAGGUUCACAAAUCAAAGGAUGCAGAGGUGUUGGGGGAGAUCUUCAAAAAUAUAUCUUCCAAGGAGAACAGCAAAGAGGUGAGGUUCAGAUUCCAUGUAAUUACUGUCAGACAAUCUAACCCUAGAACAUAAUCUACAAAAUAUGGGCCUUAGGUUAGGGAUGAGAGGUUUGGCAUCAGCCGUGUGUGUGAGCGGGUCUUCCUACCCAGUGUGAUGGGUCUGGGUUUUUCCAUGCUCUGCCAUAGUGUUUCCCUGACAGCAUGACUCUCUUUAAUUGUGUGUGUGUAGGGUCUGUCUAAGCUGUGGGAGUUUAAGCAGAGACACCCUGAGGUGGACCUUGCCUCCCACCUGAAGAAGCUGCCACAGACCUUUCAGACCUUUGUAGAACACAGCCUGAACACACUCUGCACAGAGAGAGGAGACAAGGCCAGGAUACCAUCCCCCACCACAGGUACACACACAACAGUCCCCUGUAGGUCAUUUGGUAGAGCAUGGCGCUUGCAACGCCAGGGUUGUGGGUUCGUUUCCCACGGGGGGCCAGUAUGAAAAUGUAUGCACUCACUAGCUAAGUCGCUCUGGAUAAGAGCGUCUGCUAAAUGACAGAAAAAACAACAGAGGGGAGGCAUAGAGGAUACAGCCCCUCACAACAGGUGCACACAAAUGCUUCUCAACACCACCUGUUCUAACCUAUUAUUUAUCCUUAUUAGGUGUGGGUCUGGACCCUACUCCUGGCAGAGAGGAGCUCAGACCCUCAGUCUACCAGGAGAGACUCAAGAUACUCCGACAGCUGCACGGCCUGGAGAACGACGCCAAGGUACAGUAUUUGCAGGAAGGGAUACAAAUUUUGGUCAAUUUUGCUGCCGACUAACCAACCCCCAUUAACUGGUGAAUUCUUUAGUCUAAGACGUUGGGGGAGGCGGGGUUGCUAAGCUGACAUGUAGUUGUUUUAAGAUGGUCGUACUAUGAAUCAUUUAGCUAUUUGAUUUAGAAUUGUAUUUAUAAUAAUAUGCCAUUUAGCAGACGCUUUUAUCCAAAGUGACUUAGUCAUGUGUGCAUACAUUUUUAGGUAUAGGUGGUCCCGGGAAUCGAACCCACUACCCUGGCGUUAUAAGCGCCAUGCUUUACCAAUUGAGCUACAGAGGACCACGAUAUUGGUUUUUGGCCUUUACAACUAAAGCCCAAAGAAACGCAUUCAACACAUUCAUAAAUGGCAAAAAGGACACAAAAAAUUGUGUAAUAAGAAACAAGGUGUCUGUCCUAAAUCUAGUAGAUAUAUAUAUUUUGUAAAUCUGGAAAAUUAUUUUUUUUACACAUAUUUAACCCCUUUUUUUGGCUAGGCAUAAAAUACCUUCAUACUUCCAUUUGUUUUUUUAAACCGGUACCGGUUACCUUCAGACGAGUCCCAUGACACUUGUGGGGGUCGUAGAUCAAAACCGAGAACACCAUGUUUGUGAGAAUCUCCCCUUUCCAUAGAGUGGUCAUAAUAGUUUUUAUGUCAAACCGUUCGGUACAGACGUUUUUGUAAGAAGACCAAUUUUUGGGAUGUCUCGUGGUCUGACAAACACCGCACUUGGCUCUGCCAGCUUCCACCGCAGAUGCAGAAGGCGGAGGCGGUGGGUUGAGACUCAUCCAAUGCAAAAAAAUCCUUACACUGAUGGAUUUGUAUGGAUUUUUUUUUGUUAUGUAACUUAGAACAACUCUAGGGGUUUACAACCGGAUAAACUCGUUCCAACUAGUAAAAUGACGUGACCCACAGAAAAUACUAAUGCAUGCGUACAAGGAACUUACAUGUUUUAUUAAGAGCUGAAACAUGACAAUAGCAAGCCUAUCAUCACAGUCAAGAGGCUAUAUUAUUGAACAUUCAUUCAACUACUGAAAUGAAAUAGCCAAUGUAAAAAAAAAAAGCCUAUUGGCAAAUUUUACACAAUCAGCUUUUCCAACAACUGGCAAAAAUAUUGUAGCAUAAAACAAAUGAAUGUAACGGGGGUGUGAGUUGUCUAUUUUCAGAGUGACAACGUUGUCUGUCUUAUACCGUAUUGCCUAUGCACUGGAAUGGCGAAUGGACAUCCCGUGGUUCCUUUUUAAUAUAAGCCAUGCCAGAUAAGCUACUCAGGUUAUAAAACAGUGCAAUCUGCUUGAUAUUACAAGUUGAGAAAUAAAUAUAGUAGCAAUGGAAAGCAGUGAUCCCCCUUUUUUUAAUGGUGACCAUCAAAACUGUUUUCUCACGCGAUUGCAUUUAGAAAUGUUGCGCAAGGACCAGGCUUAAAUAGCAACCAGCUAUUUGAGGAGCUGCGAGCUCUCGCUGCUGACCAGGUGAUGUUCCGCUUAAACUUUGCUCUGUAUGCGGUGGGUGUGUGAUAAUUAAGAUGUAUAGCGAAUUAUACAAAUACACACACUUAUUUAAUUUUACUACAUUAUUCAAAUUCACCUAUAAUCCGACAAGCAUGACUGGUUACAUGUAUUUAGGCGGUUUACAGUUAACAAUUAACAUCCCUAUUUGCAAGCAACAUCCUCUGACGAACCUGAUUAUGCGAAUAAUCUAGAAUCCUCAAAGGAAAUAUCAGCAUUUUCCCACCAGUGGUACAGUGGGGAGAACAAUUAUUUGAUACACUGCCGAUUUUGCAGGUUUUCCUACUUACAAAGCAUGUAGAGAUCUGUAAUUUUUAUCAUAGGUACACUUCAACUGUGAGAGACGGAAUCUAAAACAAAUCCAGAAAAUCACAUUGUAUGAUUUUUAAGUAAUUAAUUUGCAUUUUAUUGCAUGACAAGUAUUUGAUCACCUACCAACCAGUAAGAAUUCCGGCUCUCACAGACCUGUUAGUUUUUCUUUAAGAAGCCCUCCUGUUCUCCACUCAUUACCUGUAACUGCACCUGUUUGAACUCGUUACCUGUAUAAAAGACACCUGUCCACACACUCAAUCAAACAGACUCCAACCUCUCCACAAUGGCCAAGACCAGAGAGCUGUGUAAGGACAUCAGGGAUAAAAUUGUAGACCUGCACAAGGCUGGGAUGGGCUACAGGACAAUAGGCAAGCAGCUUGUUGAGAAUGAAACAACUGUUGGCGCAAUUAUUAGAAAAUGGAAGAAGUUCAAGAUGACGGUCAAUCACCCUCGGUCUGGGGCUCCAUGCAAGAUCUCACCUAGUGGGGCAACAAUGAUCAUGAGGAAGGUGAGGGAUCAGCCCAGAACUACACGGCAGGACCUGGUCAAUGACCUGAAGAGAGCUGGGACCACAGUUUCAAAGAAAACCAUUAGUAACACACUACGCCGUCAUGGAUUAAAAUCCUGCAGCGCACGCAAGGUGCCCCUGCUCAAGCCUGCGCAUGUCCAGGCCCAUCUGAAGUUUGCCAAUGACCAUCUGGAUGAUCCAGAGGAGGAAUGGGAGAAGGUCAUGUGGUCUGAUGAGACAAAAAUAUAGCUUUUUUGUCUAAACUCCACUCGCCGUGUUUGGAGGAGGAAGAAGGAUGAGUACAACCCCAAGAACACCAUCCCAACCGUGAAGCAUGGAGGUGGAAACAUCAUUCUUUGGGGAUGCUUUUCUGCAAAGGGGACAGGACGACUGCACCGUAUUGAGGGGAGGAUGGAAGGGGCCAUGUAUCGCGAGAUCUUGGCCAACAACCUCCUUCCCUCAGUAAGAGCAUUGAAGAUGGGUCGUGGCUGGGUCUUCCAGCAUGACAACGACCCGAAACACACAGCCAGGGCAACUAAGGAGUGGCUCCGUAAGAAGCAUCUCAAGGUCCUGGAGUGGCCUAGCCAGUCUCCAGACCUGAACCCAAUAGAAAAUCUUUGGAGGGAGCUGAAAGUCCGUAUUGCCCAGCGACAGCCCCGAAACCUGAAGGAUCUGGAGAAGGUCUGUAUGGAGGAGUGGGCCAAAAUCCCUGCUGCAGUGUGUGCAAACCUGGUCAAGACCUACAGGAAACGUAUGAUCUCUGUAAUUGCAAACAAAGGUUUCUGUACCAAAUAUUAAGUUCUGCUUUUCUGAUGUAUCAAAUACUUAUGUCAUGCAAUAAAAUGCAAAUUACUUAAAAAUCAUACAAUGUGAUUUUCUGGAUUUUUGUUUUAGUUCCGUCUCUCACAGUUGAAGUGUACCUAUGAUAAAAAUUACAGACCUCUACAUGCUUUGUAAGUAGGAAAACCUGCAAAAUCGGCAGUGUAUCAAAUACUUGUUGUCCCCACUGUAUGUUUCCACCAAAUAAAUUUGUUGCAGAUAAAAAUCAGUGUGUGAUGAUGUAGUGCACACAAUGUACUAUUUCGCUUAAGGUUUCAUGUACCGAAUAAAAAUCUGAAGUUCAAUGUGUUUCCAUCGCAUUUUCAACUCUACCGAUUUUAGUUUUGUCACAAACUGUUGCGUUAAAUAGCAAAUGUGCCUGCUCUGGUCUUGGCACCUGCGUUCUAGCCAACAGCUCACAGGUAGGCUGUGCGGAUUGGCUAGUCUACAUGAGAUUAUUAUGGAUAAGAGCGAAAAUAUUUUUUAUUUGUCAAGCAUCGAUCAUGUCACCAGAAUAAGACCCUUGAUUUAAUGGAAAACAGCAUCAAGCUCAUCACUGUGCACUUUCACCACCCUGUGGAGUUCAUCAUCAUCAUUUACUUAAUCCGUAGUUUAAUUUGAACUGCAUGGAUUUCUGAGUCAUAGUGGGAGGACCACACCAUAUCAUCGCGUGACUCCAAAUUUACUUCGAUAUAAUGGUUAUUUUAUCAAUAUUUGCGUAUAAAGGCAUUUCCACUGCCAUUUACCGCGUACUUUAAUUUGACUGACACAAAAAGACCCCACCAUGACGAACAACCAAAUCAUCAUGACUUUACUCGCAUAAAAACUGUGGAUGGAAAUCUGGUUACUGAAUCAUAUUUUUUGUUCUAGUAGUUUGAUUGUUGCUGUGAUUUACUUUCUCUCCUUUAUCCCCUCUCCUGUGUAGCCCCAGCAGAGGGAGGAUGAGGAUGAGCGCGCCGCUCUUCUCUCCAUGACCCCCCCCUCCUCUAUGGUCGUGCUCCAGAGCAAAAUGUCCCAGAUCCUCCACAACCGCCAAUCACAGGACCAGGCCCGCCCACAGAGCCCCUCCCGGCCCGCUAACCCCGACUCCGCCUCCACGGGCAACCUAGCCGACCUCAUGAAGAGACUACAGAAGAUCAAGGGCAACCAACAAUGAAUUAGCUGGGUGCCUGGGACGGUUUCUGCUCUUGCCAACUCCUUAUGAAAUUGUCAUGACAAACAUCACGUUUGGCUUGAUGAUGACAAAAUAGUUCAAUAAGGGUGCAAUCGUCAAAAAACAAAUGGCUGCUCUCUUUCUCAUGGGAUGCUGGUGGCGUAAAGGACAAAUGCACAUAGUAUAAAUGGAGUGUUUGAGAGGUGUAUGCAAUCAGUCAUUCCCGAUGAAGUUGAGGGGUGUGUGAUGUAAUGUUUGUAUGGA
Molecule: messenger RNA, 24337 nt
Organism: Coregonus sp. 'balchen'
Lineage: Eukaryota; Metazoa; Chordata; Actinopteri; Salmoniformes; Salmonidae
Source: the annotation of a GenBank genome assembly